This is a messenger RNA of Bufo gargarizans (Asiatic toad), 3416 nucleotides long. It is a transcript of the gene GLUL, whose product is annotated as glutamate-ammonia ligase. Bases 172 to 1293 code for a protein of 373 amino acids. Gene Ontology annotation, molecular function: glutamine synthetase activity. Lineage: Eukaryota; Metazoa; Chordata; Amphibia; Anura; Bufonidae. The transcript is spliced from 7 exons. Gene Ontology annotation, cellular component: cytoplasm. The record is from RefSeq and is a predicted model, not a curated record.
GGCACUGUACUGCUCGAUAUAUGUACAGGGAGAACAGCCUUAGCUCAAACCUGAGAAUGGGAGCUUUUAACUAACACCCGGCAUCAAAACCAGCAACACCCACAGCCCUGUGGUCUAUCUGCAUCCUCAUCUCCAUCCUCAUCUGAUACAGUAAAACAUCCUGCUGCAGUCAUGUCGACCUCGGCCAGUUCACAGCUAAGCAAGGCCAUGAAGCAGAUGUAUAUGACCCUGCCACAGGGAGAAAAGGUUCAGGCGAUGUACAUAUGGAUUGAUGGGACCGGAGAAGGCCUGCGCUGCAAAACACGCACCCUCGACAGUGAACCCAAGUCGAUUGAAGAUCUCCCUGAAUGGAAUUUCGAUGGCUCUAGCACACAUCAGUCAGAAGGAUCGAAUAGCGAUAUGUUUUUGAUACCAGUGGCCAUAUUCAGAGACCCCUUCCGCAGAGACCCCAACAAGCUUGUGUUCUGUGAAGUGCUGAAAUACAACAGGAUGACAGCAGAAACAAAUCUACGACACACUUGUAAACAAAUUAUGGAUAUGGUCACUAAUGAACACCCCUGGUUUGGAAUGGAACAAGAAUAUACUUUGCUUGGAGUGGAUGGACACCCAUUUGGUUGGCCCUCCAAUGGCUUUCCAGGACCUCAAGGUCCUUAUUACUGUGGUGUAGGAGCAAAUAAAGCCUAUGGGCGCGAUAUUGUAGAAGCACAUUAUCGAGCAUGCCUUUAUGCCGGAGUGAAAAUUGCAGGAACAAAUGCAGAAGUUAUGCCAGCUCAGUGGGAAUACCAAGUGGGUCCAUGUGAAGGAAUUGAUAUGGGAGAUCAUCUGUGGAUCUCCCGCUUUAUCCUGCACAGAGUAUGCGAAGACUUUGGAAUUGUGGUUUCAUUUGACCCUAAGCCCAUUACUGGAAACUGGAAUGGAGCUGGCUGCCACACAAACUUUAGCACAAAUCGCAUGCGAGAUGAAGGAGGCCUCAAGCAUAUAGAAGAAGCCAUUGAGCGCCUCUCUAAGCGUCAUGAAUAUCACAUUCAAAGCUAUGACCCCAAGGGGGGUUCAGACAAUGCACGUCGUUUAACAGGUUUCCAUGAAACCUCCAACAUCCAUGAGUUUUCUGCUGGAGUGGCAAACCGGGGAGCAAGUAUCCGCAUUCCCCGCCAAGUGGGACAAGAGCAGAAAGGCUACUUCGAAGACCGACGUCCAUCGGCCAACUGUGAUCCUUAUGCUGUGACGGAAGCCUUGAUUCGAACCUGCGUGCUGAAUGAAACUGGAGAUGAACCUGUUCAAUACAAGAACUAGAGAGAUGCAAAAGGCAGAGAUGGCAACUACUUUGACUACUUUGUCGAGUUUCUUUCCCAGUUCUGUUUUUAUCCUUUACACUAGACCCAAGUCCCUUGUAAUUCCUUGUCUUUUAGAUAUAAGACAGGGACAUUGCUAGUAUUUUAUAGAACACAAAAGUUUCUCAUAUUUCUGAUUAGCCUGGUUUUAUUCUCUACAAUCUAAGUUUCUGAUGCAUAAAAUAUCAGGAAUAGAAGAAUUUACAAAAAUAUAAAAGUAAUUGGUGAAAUGCUUUACUUUCACUAUAAAGUUUAUAUAAAUUAAGCACAAGGUAGAAACAGGACUGGCCACCAACCCAUCAGUGGGACAGCUCCAGAUAAUAUAUAUAUUUUUUAAAGGUGUUUUCCAUGCACCAUGAAAAAUAUAAGCAUUCCUCGGACCUGCUGAAGAAUGAUGGUUUUGUUCAUACUUACCUGUCCUCCACGACGUUGAUGCUGCACUUGCACAGGCUGUAAGCUCUUCCGCUCAGGUCCCGACCACAUGUACAUGCUUCUUUUCAUGUUCAGCUGCAUAGUAGUAAAUGUAACUGAACAGGAAGACUAGGGAACAAAACCGGUUGGGAGCCAAGCAGAAGAGCUUGCAGUCUGUGUGAGGGCAUUGGACAACUGGAAGAGCUUGCCGCCUGUACAAGUGCAGCCCAGAUGGUGGCAUUGGUGGCACGGCGGACAAGUAAGUAUUAACUGCAGGUCUGAGGAAUUCUUGCAUUUUUCAUAAAUGCCUAGAGAACUCCUUUAAUGGUAUGACUAGCACAAGAUGGAAAGGUCAAUUUAUCGUAAUUGUCAGGGCUGUCCCCAAAAUUCUAUAUUUAUUAGAAACUCAGCCCCUAAUUUUGCAAAGUAGUGUAAGAAAGAAAAUAAUUCUUAAAAUGUACAGUAGGUCACAAAAUAAUAUCUCUAAGCAUCUAAAAGGGCACAGAGAGAUAUACAUGGGAAUAGCAGAAAGAUCUAUGUGGAGGUAGCAAUCUGUACUCUGCCUCACUGCUCUCUAUGAUAACCACUAACAAAAGAUACGGAGGGGGGAUCUUUCAUUCACCCUCAAACUUAUGCCAGGUACUCAUUCAUUUGACAUGUUCUUGGCUGACCCUGCUAGCCAGUUGCAAUUCUUGGAGCAGGAUGCAGUGAGAUCUCUCAAGUGAACCAGGGGUCAUUUAAUGUGCCAGGACAUCCUUGGGGCUGUCCAUACAUGGAUGUCCCUGAUCAUUGUAAUGUUGUCUUUUGGGUCCAAAUUUGUAGUAUUUUUCUAUUUACGUGUAAAUGAAGUCUACCGUAAGGUUUGGAAGAUGGGAUGAUAUGUAUUGAGGUGUUUUCAAUAAUAAUAAUAAAAAAAAUAUAUAAAAAAAAAAUCAAGGUUUAAGUUGGUGCUAAGCAAAAAGUAUACGGUAAUGGCACAAUUCAUCUCAUGGGCAAGGAGAGUGGGAAAUAUGUGCAGACCUUGAUGGAUAAGUGUUGCAAAUCCAUCACUGAGUUUGUUAAUUCCAGGGCAAGCCUCUAGCAAUGCCCUUGGGAACUUUAUGAAUGUUAAGGAGACAUCCAAGAUUCAGGACAUUGCAUUGGAAACAGAACAACAGACAACAGCGUCAACUUGUGAUGUUUACACUCGUGCUCAGCGCAUCUCGUCUUUAGAAAUUUCUCAUCCUGUUCACUUUUAAUAAACAAGAUAACUUGGCGAUCUGUGAAACAUAUAGGUCAUUUUGAGCUUGGUCAAAAACUGAUUUGUGUUUGACGUAUUAACAUACACUUCCAAAGGUUUUGGUUUGAUAAGAGCUGGGCUAAUAUUUAAUCUUUGCUCUUAGGGUACAUGUACUACACCACUACCUAACUUGCACUGCAAGGUGACGUACCAGCAAAUUAUAAUUUUCAGUGCCAAGCGACAAGAAAAGAGAAAAGAAUUUUAUUUUCCCAUGAAAUUUGUCUGAUUGAUAUGCACACAUGUGAAAUACAUUGAUUUCUCCAUGUUUGUGAAUGGGUCUCGGGUAUUAAUGGCAGGUUAGGAAUUACUGCUUCUGACUCGCAUCUCAUUAUGACAUAGUCUGGUUUUUAAAAUAGAUUUUGUUUUUCUUUUUAUAAUAAAAAAAACUAAAUCUA